CCAUGCAUUCUCUUUGCCUAAGAGCCCCUUCUUCUUCUGAAUCUCUUCGCGUACAAGUAUACCAUUAUAUAUCUUCCAAAAUCCUCUUCUCUUUUCAAUUAAUUUCUUCCACCUCUGUUAUCUGCGUGCAUCUCCAUUUGUUUUUCUUUUGAUCAUGGCUAAGGCUCCCGUCAAGAUCAGUACCCUUCUCCUUAUGAGUAGUCGGAGAUCAUAUUCAGUGGCAGUGGAGAAUGCAAGAGUACAUGAGCCAGUAGUGACAACGAUGAGGAAGGCAGCCGAGUCUGGAAGUGCGGUGGCCGCGGAGCAGACGAAGGAGAUCUUUUGGAUGAGAGAUCCAAAAAGUGGCAAUUGGAUUCCAGAAAGUCACUUUGAUGAUAUUGAUGUUGCGGAGCUGAGGGAAAAGCUUCUUCCCAGGCCAAAAGAAGAAACCCUGAAGUAGUUUUUUUUCCAAAAAGUGGAUCCUUUCGACGCUUUACUUGAGACCCUAUUAGGUUUUCACGUCUAAUUCAACUUAAUAGUUAUUGCAUGGCGUCUAAUAUAUAUCCUUUUGUACUUUGCAAAAUUGCCUGUAAAUAGACAGUUUCUCAUGCCAUAUAUGUAGCCACAGAUCAGUGGAUAAUUGCUAUGCU
Messenger RNA from Juglans regia (Persian walnut), 629 nucleotides. RefSeq lists its product as uncharacterized. The transcript has 2 exons. Lineage: Eukaryota; Viridiplantae; Streptophyta; Magnoliopsida; Fagales; Juglandaceae. The coding region runs from base 155 to 439 and encodes 94 amino acids. The record is from RefSeq and is a predicted model, not a curated record.